AUGGCUCAUACCUUCUCAGAUGCGGGCGCUCGGAAGGAGAAGGGCGUUGCCUCCUUCCUCGCCGUAUCAUGGCUGCUAUCGCUACUCUUAAUCGUGAACCCGACUCUCGUCUCCGCCGCGACGGCUGCGGACUACUACGUUCGCUCGCUACCGGGGGCUCCCGAAGGCCCGUUGCUGAAAAUGCAUGCUGGGCAUAUCGAGGUUGACGAGAAGAGCAAUGGGAACCUUUUCUUCUGGCAUUAUCAAAACCGGCACAUUGCCAACCGACAGCGAACCGUGAUCUGGUUGAACGGAGGACCAGGAUGCAGCUCGAUGGACGGCGCAUUGAUGGAAGUUGGGCCCUACCGACUGAAAGACCGCAAUACGCUUGAAUACAAUGAAGGGUCCUGGGACGAGUUUGCCAACCUGCUCUUCGUGGAUCAGCCUGUCGGGACGGGUUUUAGUUAUGUCAACACCGACAGCUAUCUUCAUGAGCUGGACGAGAUGGCUGCCCAUUUCAUUACGUUCCUCGAGAAAUGGUUCGAAUUGUUUCCGGAGUAUGAACCCGAUGACCUUUACCUCGCAGGCGAGUCUUAUGCCGGUCAACAUAUCCCAUACAUCGCCAAGGCCAUCCAGGAGCGGAACAAGAAAGUACAGGGCAGCAGUGCCCAGUGGAAGCUAGGGGGUCUCUUAAUCGGUAACGGCUGGAUUUCCCCCGCAGAUCAGUACCCCGCAUAUAUGAAUUUUGCAUAUGAGGAGGGCCUUAUCCAAAAGAACAGUCAAGUCGCAAAGGAACUGGAGGUGUAUAACUCGGUCUGUCAAUCCAGGUUACAGGGCGGGAAGAACAAGAUCCACCUAGACGAUUGCGAAGCGGUUCUACAGAGGCUUCUGGGCCGGACGAUGGAUUCGAAAAACACAUGUUUCAACAUGUAUGAUAUUCGCCUGCGUGAUACAUAUCCGUCUUGCGGUAUGAACUGGCCGCCAGACCUUGGAGAUGUGAAGCCCUACCUGCAACGCCCAGAUGUUGUCGAGGCUCUGAACAUAAACCCCGAGAAGAAAUCUGGAUGGGAAGAAUGUUCUGGUUCGGUUUCGAGCUCGUUCCUAGCGCGGAACUCCAAACCUGCCGUUCAACUACUGCCUGGCCUCCUUGAAUCUGGGGUUCCAGUCCUUCUUUUCAGCGGCGACAAAGACCUUAUUUGCAACCACGUUGGAACUGAGCAACUUAUCAGCAACAUGAAAUGGAACGGCGGAACUGGCUUUGAGACCUCGCCAGGGGUUUGGGCCCCUCGUCAUGACUGGACUUUCGAAAGUGAACCGGCCGGGAUCUAUCAAUAUGCUCGGAACCUGACCUAUGUCCUUUUCUACAAUGCAAGCCACAUGGUCCCGUUCGAUCUACCUCGCCAGAGUCGUGAUAUGGUGGAUCGAUUUAUGAGAGUUGACAUUGCGAGUAUUGGAGGAAGCCCUGCGGACUCUCGCAUUGAUGGUGAAAAACUACCCCAGACAUCGGUUGGGGGUCAUCCGAACAGCACUGCCGCCGAAGAGAAAGAGAAGGAGAAAAUGAAGGAGACAGAGUGGAAAGCCUAUGCUAAAUCCGGCGAGGCUGUUCUUGUGGUCGUGAUCGUGGGUGUGUGCGUCUGGGGCUUCUUUAUCUGGCGCAGCCGGCGUCGUCAAAAUGGGUACCGGGGAGUUUUCCACCAAGAUAUGAGCGGGAGCUCUAUCCUAGAACGUUUCCAUAGCAAACGUUCCGGCGCUGAUGUCGAGGCCGGCGAUUUCGACGAAUCUGAGCUCGAUAACCUUCAUUCACCUGGAAUCGAGCGAGAUCAUUAUGCAGUGGGGGAUGACAGUGACGAGGACGACGCGGCCCGGCGACAUUCUCGACAAGCCUCAUCUCAAGGUGGAGGUAACAAAUCAUGA
This is a messenger RNA of Aspergillus melleus, 1893 nucleotides long. It is a transcript of the gene kexA, whose product is annotated as serine-type carboxypeptidase kexA. NCBI's taxonomy places the organism in Eukaryota, Fungi, Ascomycota, Eurotiomycetes, Eurotiales, Aspergillaceae. Gene Ontology annotation, molecular function: serine-type carboxypeptidase activity. The record is from RefSeq and is a predicted model, not a curated record. Gene Ontology annotation, biological process: proteolysis; apoptotic process. Gene Ontology annotation, cellular component: trans-Golgi network. Bases 1 to 1893 code for a protein of 630 amino acids. The transcript has 3 exons.